Trichoderma atroviride IMI 206040 is the source of this 948-nucleotide messenger RNA. NCBI's taxonomy places the organism in Eukaryota, Fungi, Ascomycota, Sordariomycetes, Hypocreales, Hypocreaceae. The record is from RefSeq and is a predicted model, not a curated record.
CCGGUCAACGGCCAGUUGCAGCGACCCUUGUCGACGUCCAUCGCCAGUGCUCGUGAGCAAGAUACGAUACGGCCACGUCGACCUCAUCCCAAGCUAACAGAACCCCCGAGCUGAAGCCAAAGACUGGGAGAGGGAAGCAAUUCUCCUGGACACCGCUUGGUUUCGACUCUGUUGACGAUACUGAUUGGUCCAACUGGGAUUCCCCCGUCUCCACCAAGUCUGCCCGCUGGAGUGGUUCUACCGUUAAUAGCAGUGGCAUUGAUGACAUUCCGGAAAAGGAGGAUGAGGAAGAUGCCAAGCCGGCGCGAAAAUCCGAUACAUUGCUUCUUUCACCAGCGCUGGAGGACCUACUUCCUAGCGUGGUUCAUCAUUUAUCCCCGAGCAACCUUAAGAGGACGGCCAACAAUCUGAUGGACGAGUGGGAAAAGUCACUGGUGGCUCCUGAGUCUCGACACAAGGAGACCACUGUAUAGAGCAGGACUCACGACACUUUCCCUUUUCUUAACUUUUUUUUUCCAAUUUCUUUUUUUUCUAAACCAGCAUCAUGCGAAUGCACACACAACAAGGGUGGACAGGGAACAUAUGAUAUUUAGAGCAAUGACGUUCUCUAAAGAUGGCACUGCCAUAAAAAUGAAAUCACAGCCGCAGAGACCUGGUACAUCUUACGACAAAGUUAGUUUGGAACGAUUUGGAUGAGAUAUCGGACAAAGAUGGUACCGCAAAGUUUUAUAGAGUUUUUAAGGGAGCAUGCCUGUUUUUGUUUUUCCUGUCUUUUAAUGCUUUUUUUUUCCUGGCCGUCUUUUGUUUUUUCAACAAAGGCUGCUUACUACAUAUUCUUGACGUUAUCUUUCACUGUUGGAGCUGGAUUAUCGAGAUGACGAUGGGAAUGACAUGAUGCAUUAUGAGAGACUAAAUUGCAACCAAAUAAAAAGCAAAAAUUCCCAAAAG